AUGACUAGUGCUCAUGAAAAUAAUCUAAAGCAAGUUCUGAAAUCAAAUGAAUGUGAACCAACAAAUUUUAGAAAUAACUGUCACUCUUUCGUAAUACUAGAAAACUUAAAAUCUUUACGCAAAAAUGAAGUUGUAUGUGAUGUUAGAUUUAAAACAGAUGAUGGAAAAAUUGUAAUUGGUCAUAAAAAUGUUUUAAUAGCGGCUAGUCCAUAUUUCCGUGCAAUGUUUUGUAAUUUUGAUGAGAGCAAUGAAGAUCUUGUUAAAAUAAGAGAAUUAGAUUCCACCAUAUUACAACUAUUAGUGGAUUAUAUUUAUACUAGAGAAAUUAUGGUGACAAAAGAAAAUGUACAGGUGUUGUUAACAGCUGCAAACAUCUUACAGUUAGAUUUUGUAAGUGAUGCAUGUGUUGAGUUUUUACAAAAUCAUUUGGAUGCAUCAAAUUGUCUUGGUAUCAGAGCUUUAGCAGACUUACAUAAUUGUACGGAAUUGUUGUCGAGUUGUGAAGCAUACAUUAAACAACACUUUUUAGAAGUGGUUAAAGGUGAAGAUUUUCAAUCUGUAUCUUCUGAAGAUUUGGUAAAGCUUAUUUCCUGCAAUAACCUUGAGGUUCCAUCUGAAGAAAAAGUAUUUGAAUGUGUUAUUAAAUGGGUAACUCAUGAUUUGGAUCAGAGAAGAGAUUUUUUGGCAGAAUUAAUGGAACAUGUGCGUUUGCCAUUAUUAGAGCCUGAU
Messenger RNA from Myzus persicae (green peach aphid), 729 nucleotides. RefSeq names its product kelch-like protein 2. The record is from RefSeq and is a predicted model, not a curated record. Gene Ontology annotation, molecular function: protein binding. NCBI's taxonomy places the organism in Eukaryota, Metazoa, Arthropoda, Insecta, Hemiptera, Aphididae. The transcript has 5 exons. The annotation marks the transcript as partial.